Messenger RNA from Vigna angularis (adzuki bean), 675 nucleotides. Its product is annotated as 60S acidic ribosomal protein P1-3. Gene Ontology annotation, biological process: translational elongation; cytoplasmic translation. The record is from RefSeq and is a predicted model, not a curated record. Gene Ontology annotation, molecular function: structural constituent of ribosome; ribonucleoprotein complex binding; protein kinase activator activity. Lineage: Eukaryota; Viridiplantae; Streptophyta; Magnoliopsida; Fabales; Fabaceae. Gene Ontology annotation, cellular component: ribosome; cytosolic large ribosomal subunit. Bases 134 to 472 code for a protein of 112 amino acids. The transcript is spliced from 4 exons.
UGGGCUAGAAAUCAAUAGGCCCAUGAACUGGUUUAUGAACUUUUAAACCUAGAAUCUGCAAUCGUAUUUCAAUAGCGGCUGCAGCAGGGAAGCAAACUUGUUGUUUCUGAUCUGUUAUCUUUGAAGUGUGAAAAUGUCUGUCGGCGAAACUGCUUGCUCAUACGCAUCUAUCAUCCUUCACGAUGAAGGAAUCGCCGUCACUGCCGACAAAAUCACCACUUUGUUGAAAACUGCCAAGGUUCAAGUCGAAUCUUACUGGCCUACCUUGUUUGCUAAACUUGCCGAGAAGAAAAAUCUUGGCGAUUUGAUUGCAAAUGCUGCAGGCGGUGGGGCACCAGCCGCUGUUGCAGCUGCCCCAGUUGCUGCCGCAGGUGGAGGUGCAGCUGCGGCCGCCCCUGCCGCUGAGGAGAAAAAGAAGGAAGAACCUGAAGAAGAGAGUGACGAUGAUAUGGGAUUCGGCUUGUUCGAUUAGGGACUUUUUCACUAUCAUCGUGUCAAUUUUUGUGGUUCUUUAACUGGUAGUUGAUGUUACAUAUAUUUUUGGUUUUCUUUUUUGUGCUAAUUAUUUAUGUAUACGACUUGAUUUUGUAGUACUACGAACUAAGGAAUGGAGUUUUAUGUUCAUUUGAGAAUUCUGAUCGGAGAAAUGUUUACCGUGACGUUUUUUUUUCUGCC